Chelonus insularis is the source of this 4448-nucleotide messenger RNA. Its product is annotated as C-Maf-inducing protein-like. Bases 1319 to 4294 code for a protein of 991 amino acids. Lineage: Eukaryota; Metazoa; Arthropoda; Insecta; Hymenoptera; Braconidae. The record is from RefSeq and is a predicted model, not a curated record. The transcript is spliced from 8 exons.
AUUUUCAUCACUUAAAAAUAAUUUACUAUUCAUUUACAAAUAAAAAUGUAAUUCUGAUCAUUUUUGGCUAACAGGAAUGUCUUUGGUGCCAAAUUUAGAAUUAUUUGUAUUUCCGUAUAUUAAAUAUUUGUUGAAGUUGAAUCAAUCAGAUAGAUAAAAUUAAAUUUCAAUGGAUCAGGAAUAGAGCAUUUAGAAUUAUCGUGAAAGAUAUUAAACACAUUAACGUUAAUGGCACCAAUGAUAUAGUUGUUAUGCAAAAUGUAGAGAUAUUAAAAUUGACAAUUGUAGUGGUAAAUUACGUUAGUAAAUUUUAUCAACAAUUGACGUCGGUUACAAGGGAAAGCUCCAAUUGUCAUGUGAGUAUUUGAGUCAUAAUCAUACCUUGGCAUGGGUGUCUUAAGCAAUAUAGGUGCUAUAUUGCACCUCUGAAUUCAUUGGCUAAAAGUAUAUAGCACCCGUUAUAUUCGAACAUUCACGAGUUUCAUCGAUCCACAGAGUAGAGAGACGCCGUGCGCCGCAACGCCAACUUUUUCAAGCCGCUUCUGCUUCACUGCUACUGCUCAGCUUCGAAUUUGACGCCCGUCCUAAUACAACUCGUCGACAGUAACACGAAUUUAACUGAUAAAUUUUAAAGAUUAUAAAUUUGUUAAUUUAAAAUAGUUUCAAUAAUUUUUUAACAAUUUUUUAAAAAUUCAAACAAGUAUUUAGUUGAUAAAAUAGAACUAAAGACGGUCUUCGAAAACAAAAAAUGAUUUCCGAAUAGUGUUGUAACAAUUGUGAUUGUGUUGUGAAAAGUUAAUUUUUUAUCAGAGAAAAAAUAGUGACUAAAAUAAGUAUAAAUCUAUUCUGAAAGUAAGAUUUUUUAAAUGUGUCUAGUUUGAAAUGUUAUCAUGAAAUUGUCUGGGAAAAGUAGAGCUGACAACGAAAAUGUGUAGACAUUUUGCCCGGAGGGCUCGUAAAAAAAUGAGACUCAUUUGAGUUCGAAGAUAUUAUAAAUAGUUAUAUAAAUAUAAUUAAUAACUUGAAACGUAAAAAGAAAGAAAAAAAAAAAUAUUUGAGCUAUUUUAUUCUGCUGAUUCUUCAAAAAAGUUUAUCAACUCAUCGCAAUGACAUUUAAUAAUUAACUCAAGUGCGUAAAUUUCAAAGAACGCUCAGUGGUGUUAAUGAGAAAGCUUAACAGGGCAUUCCGGAAAGUCUAUUCUUUGUCACCAGAUUGUUUUUUCAGCAUUUAACUUAUCAGACGUUAAAAAUUAAAAUAUUUAUCAUCAAACUACCAUUCAAGGUUUAUCCGAUUUCGUGAUCGUAUUGAAGAGUCGCGAUGUUUUGUUUCCAGAGUCCAUUCACGCGCACGCCUCGCAGUUCGGUCACGACCCCAGCACUUCCCACGCAACAGACGACCAAGAGUGGUAACACACUGAAAACUAGAAGUGGAUCAGAAACAAGACGGAGUUCAGAAGCUGUUAGUGAAGGAUCAGGAUCAUCAUCAAUUCAAUAUAUCGAUAACGAAGUUUCAAUAUCUGCAAGUAGUAGUACUGAUACACUUCCUGGAAUUAAAGCAGAUUAUUUAGAAAUUGAUCCACUAUCACCGGACUCAACACCACUGGAUACUCUGGACAUAUCCGUAACAACGAAUGAUAUAGAAGAAGCUUCUUUGCCAGAAGCUACCGGACGAUGGAGAAGAAAAUUACUGGGAUCAGAUUCAUCAGCUUCUAAUGAAGAUGUCAACUCGUCUUCACCAUUCUCCAACAUCUCAACAUCUUCUUCAUCCUCGAAGAACUGCCAAAGGUCUUCGCGACUUUUAUCAACUCCACUUAUGACUAGAGAAGACGUUGACAUCAAGAAGAAGAUGGUGGGAGGCAUCAAGGCUAGCUCCGCCAAUGACAUACCAUCAUUGGAUGGAUUCAGCGAAGAGGAGGUAGAGGAGGAGGAGGAAGAGGAAGACGAAAGUUGCUGUGAAGCUGAAACAGAAACUGAGGAAGGUUCUUCACUGCCGUCUAGUCCAGCCGCUGCGAUUUCGGUCGGUCUUGCUCCCGUUCAAGUUCCAUAUUAUUCUUUUCUAUCUGUGAAUGGCGGCGCGAUGCGACAAGAAACCACGAGCACGAGUUCACCCCAAUUGUCGUCUGGCGUCGCAACGAGGUCCAAUGACUCUGAGCCCUCGGCGACGAUCGAGACUAGUUCCGUGACUGGCAAGUGUACGCCUGUUGGUAUGAGUCUUAAAAAAACUGAUACCCUGGAUCCACCAAGUUUACCAGCUGCACGCUCGUGUCCCAAUCUUGAACAACAAUCUGGAUGUUUAUCUACCAGUGGAUCCUCUAGUCCAAGUCCAAGUCCUGGACCUGCUGGCCCAAGGUUCAAACCCGUUGAAGAAGGUGACAUUCAGGUGUGCUAUCUCAAUCAUACUAGAACACUAGUCAGCAAAAUAUUAUCAAGUAAAUUCCUUCGACGUUGGGAAACUCAUCAUCUGUACUUAAAUGAUGCUUGCUUAUCAUCUAAAACGCUCACAGGAUUUCUUCAGCAGCCAGUUCCUUACAGUAAUAUGACAGAAGUAUAUGCUGUUGCUAGAUGGGAUCCAACAUAUAAAUAUUGUUUGCGAAUUGUUUUACCAGAUGGUUCACUGCUUCUUCAAGCAAGUAAUGCUUAUACUCGAAAUCAAUGGUACCAUUCCAUUCUUUGGAAGAAAAGUAUUUUCAAGUAUCAACAUACAGUGUCUACGAAAACAAAAGAAGAAGUUAUUCUGAAAGAAUUAAAAUCUAUGGUAGACUUUGCUUUGUGGACUCCUUUACAAGAUGAAAGAGUCAAUGGUGCACCACUAGAAGCAGUAGCGAAGCUUUUAGAAGACCCAAUUACACAAAAGAUUCACGAGACUGAUGAGAAAAAAAUUUUAGAAGCUGAAGAAAAUUUUGAAUUAAGAAGAGAUCAGAGAAGAUGGGCAGAAACAGUUCUUUCAGUUGCUGCUCCGCUUUUAGAAAAAGCUGCUCCACCACCAAUUCUCGCUCGUACUCUAGCCAAUCUAACUCAAGAAUAUCCACGGUCAUCUCUUGUUCCUGCUCUUGCACCAGCAAUAACUCGAUGUCUCAAGCAUACUGUAGAUUUUGGAAAAUCUCCAGAUAUGAGAAAACUCAUUCAAAUGUUUAUUGCAGCACUAUAUGAAAAUGACGAUGGAGGACAAUCAAUCAGAGAAUAUAUCAGUUCAAUUCAUGGGCCUGGAAGUGAUUGUCCUCAUCCACGAAUUUUGCCUAAUUUAGUAUCAAUAUGUGUUGCUGCAAUAUUUCAUAGGUUUGAAAUUCGCAAUUGUGAAUCUGGUGAAAUCCCAUCCUUACCACCUCUUCAGUGUUAUCUUCUAGUAUUAACAAUAACAUCUGAAUAUGGAGAUUGGAGACCUGGUCUUAGUGCGUUAUUACAACCGGUUCCAUUCCCUGAAGGAGCAUUAGCAAAUAAAGAGGUUCAGGAAGCUGUUAUGUUGGGUGUAAUGCGAAGGCUUACUGCUGAUUCUCGUUGUACGGUUCAUAGAGUUCUUCUACCUGUUCGUGAACCAAGACCAGGUUGGAUUCAUAUCACUGCUCCGUCUAGUCCAACUUGCCCUGAUGACGGCACUUUAUUUGGAGAAAUGUUAACAACUUCAUUAGGAUGUUGCUGUCGACGGAAAAAGUUCAUCAGUUCAUUACUAAAACAAACAGGAAGUGCGUGUAUUCUUUUGGCCGUAAGAGGUUGUGCUGCAGCUCAAGAAGCUCUUUGCCUUAUGCUUGAAUGGCGUAUUUUACCCAAUGAGGAAGCUAGACUUCAAGUAGUAUCUGCUCUUCAAUCAUCACCCUCUGGAAAAGAACGUUAUGCUGCUUUGUGCCAACGACAAAGAAAUUUACAAGAACUGCAACAAAAAGGAGGUCCAAAAAAACUGACUCUUCCUGUUCGUGCUACGGAUGCCGAUGUUGCUCUCCUUCUCGGUGGUGGUGCAUUAGGAAACUUGGAGUGUCUUAGCUUAGCAUUCACUUCAGUAACAUCUGCAUGUGCUGAACAGCUUAUUAAACUGCCUGCCUUACGAUAUCUAAACUUAUGGGCGACCCAGUUUGGUGAUGCUGGACUCCAAAUGAUAAGUGAGCAUCUGCAGAAACUUCAGGUGCUAAAUUUGUGUGAGACACCUGUAUCUGAUAAAGGAAUCUCUACGUUAGCUUCAUUAACAAGUCUGAGGAAACUAAAUUUAAAUAGCACCAAAUUAUCAGCUCAAACGUUUGAAUCACUUAAAAAGCGUUUGCCAGCUCUUCAAGAAUUUGACGUACGUUAUACAGAAGCUUGGUGACCCGAGCCAAUACUCCGAGCAAUUUCAUCAAGUAAAAACAAUAACAACAAUAAUAAUUAUUACAAUAAUAGCGUUAAUGACAUUUAAAAAAGACGAAAUUUACUUGGUAAAAUUUCAACUCUCAAUAAUCGUCUUUUAACUAUCAAAUUAUACA